Aureobasidium pullulans EXF-150 is the source of this 1913-nucleotide messenger RNA. RefSeq lists its product as uncharacterized. NCBI's taxonomy places the organism in Eukaryota, Fungi, Ascomycota, Dothideomycetes, Dothideales, Saccotheciaceae. Gene Ontology annotation, biological process: transmembrane transport; monoatomic cation transport. Gene Ontology annotation, cellular component: membrane. Gene Ontology annotation, molecular function: monoatomic cation transmembrane transporter activity. The record is from RefSeq and is a predicted model, not a curated record. The transcript has a single exon. The coding region runs from base 149 to 1855 and encodes 568 amino acids.
CCGGGCACGAACCAAAGCGUGAAACCGGCGCAUCUCUGCAGACCUUUGUUGAGGCUUGGAAGCAGCAUCUUCAGCAUCCUUCGCUUUCUGACCAUGUAUACGUGACUCCUCUGUGGCUAUUCCGCCCUCCUUCCAGACAAGAACGACCAUGUCGACACCUUCGUCAUCCCGCCUCUCAGGCUCCGGAGUCAAGAGCUUCCUACCCUUGUCAGAAGAGAGCGCUCUUUCUACCCGAGGACAGCAUCUGCCGCAAUUGAUACGUGAGCGUUCGGCGACCAACACACCGGGUCGGCGCCGUCGCUCGUCGCUGGACGGCAACUUUGCGCCAGGCACCUCCUUCGAGGACUCUGCUGCUGCUAGUGACAACGAGCCGCCGACGCCUUCCCAGCCUCGCCUCAAGGCCACUGCCGCUGUCGCCGACCAGAACCCCGAUGCCUUUCGUCGCCUCAGCUCGGGCGCCGCCGCCCUCAUGACUCCCCAGAUGCGCAGUAUGCGCCUGAUCGGCAACAGCAAUCCACGUUACCGCUGGGAAAAGUACUUUACCUCUGAUGAAGACCUCAAAAAGAUGAAGAAGCCCAUCCGUCAAUACUACGAGCGAAACAACUUCCUGAUCCAGCAAUACCUGUACAUCGACAGGCUGCUGGACUCGAGUCUGCCCCACGACCUGAUUCAAGAGUAUCAGUACAACGUACACAGCAGUUCAGGAGCUGCUGCCGUGCCGCCGACUAUCAGCGAGGAGAACGGAGGUGCCAGUGGAAAGGCUUCUGCUGUCGCAUCCCCUGCUAUCAUUCCCAUGGAUGCCAACGGUAAUGGCUCGGCAAACCAGAGUUAUAGACUCAAGAGAACACCAAAGGCUCUGUAUCGCGUUGGUGCUGAUGAAGAGACGCCACUGUUAGCUGAAGAUGAUAGCAACUCGCUCUUCAAUACUGGAAUUCCUGCUUUCGAGCCCGAUGAUGAACCUGACAGCCAAAGUCGCAUUGUCAGCAUAGCCAUCUAUCUGAAUCUUGUCGCCAACACCGUUCUUCUUGGCUUGAAGAUUGUUGUCACUGUUCUUACCUCUUCGGUCUCGGUCCUGGCUUCGCUGGUCGAUGCGGCUUUGGACUUCCUUUCAACGGCCAUCGUGUGGACUACUACAAGACUGAUCAGUCACAACGAUAUGUAUGCCUAUCCUGUAGGCCGUAGACGAUUGGAACCAAUUGGCGUCUUGGUUUUCUCCGUCAUUAUGGUCACCUCAUUUGUCCAAGUCGCCAUUGAGGGCUUGAACCAUCUCACCUCCAAGGACCAUACCAUUGUACAACUUUCUUAUGCUGCCACGGCCAUCAUGUCGGCCACUGUAGUUAUCAAAUUUGGAUGCUGGCUGUGGUGCAGAUUGAUCCCCAACAGUAGCGUUCAAGCUCUCGCCCAAGAUGCCAUGACCGAUGUCGUCUUCAACAUCUUCUCCAUCAUCUUCCCUUUGGUCGGUUAUUACGCAGGUAUUUGGUGGCUCGACCCCCUGGGUGGUAUUUUGCUGUCUUUCUACGUCAUCCUCGGCUGGUCUUCUACGUCCCUCUCUCACAUUCGCAAUCUUACCGGAGCCGCAGCCUCUGCAGACGAGCGUAAUGUGCUUCUCUACCUGACCAUGCGCUUUGCAAAGACCAUCAAGCAGAUCCAAGGACUACAGGCAUAUCACUCUGGCGACAAGCUAAACGUAGAGGUCGACAUUGUGCUUGAUGAGUUCAUGUCUCUGAGAGAUAGUCACGAUUUGGGAGAGAGUCUGCAGUAUGUGCUGGAGUCCGUGCCUACGGUUGAUCGUGCCUUUGUGCAUCAGGAUUACGCUAGUUGGAAUUUGCCUUCUCAUAUGACUCAGCAGGAUUAGAUGCGGCAUAGAGGAGGGUAGAUGGUGAUGGGGUUGGUAGAUGGAGACACGGUGACGG